AAUAUCAAAAUUUGAAAAAGAACUAAUUCUUUCUUAUCAACUCGCUAAUUUUUUAUCUCAUGUGUAGCAUUUUUAUCAAGAUUAAAUUAUGAUGAUAAGAAUUUUAAAUGCUUGAAAUACCUCAUUUAAUAUUUUUUUCGUUAAAAGUCUUAAGUUUGCAUAAGGAGGUUGAAAAUGAGUCAUAUAUCAAAGGAUAUGAGGCAUAUUAUGGAUACUGCAACUUGUAUAUUGUUAGAUAUCGAGGGUACUACCUCUUCAAUUGACUUUGUCAGAAAAGACUUACAUAAGUACCUAAUUCAGAAUAUUCAAAACUAUAUUGUUAACCAUUGGAAUGAUGUAGAAGUUCAAAAAGUUGUGAAAGAAUUAAUAUUUAUGAAUAAUGAAGAAAAACAAACUGCCCUCCAUGAUGAAAAUAGUGAUGUAAAAUGUAAAGAUGUUUCAAAAAUUCAGGAAGACACUAUUAAUAAAUUAAAGAAUGAAAUUCAAAGUGAUCAAAAGUCAGCUGCUGUUAAAGAACUUCAAGGUUUAGUCUGGAUGGAUGGAUUUACCAAGGGUGAAUUAGUUGGACAUUUAUAUCCUGACGUAGUUGAUGCUUUCAAAAUCUGGAAAAGUCAAGUGAAAGAUAUUUACAUUUAUUCAAAUGGAAGUGUUCAAUCUCAGUGCAUGCUGUUUGGACGAAGUGUUUAUGGAGAUUUAAGGAAGUACAUUGCUGGAAACUUUGAUACCAAAGUUGGAUCAAAACUUGAUGCAGAAAGUUACUCAAAAAUUUGUCAAACAAUUGGGAAGUCACCAAAUGAAGUGGUUUUUUUCUCUGAUCGCCCCAAAGAACUCUUUGCUGCUAAAGAGGCAGGCUUACAAAUUGUAUUAGUCAUUAGAAAUCCAGAAUGUCCUAUGUUUACUGAAGAAAUGUGUUUAUUAAAGAAUACUGAUCCUACUAUAAACUCGUUUUUAGAAGUUGUAAAUAAUGCUGAAGAAGAAGAAAAAUAAAUGUAUUUUUUUUAUCUGCAA
Messenger RNA from Parasteatoda tepidariorum (common house spider), 1008 nucleotides. The record is from RefSeq and is a predicted model, not a curated record. NCBI's taxonomy places the organism in Eukaryota, Metazoa, Arthropoda, Arachnida, Araneae, Theridiidae.